GGUCGAUGCUGUAAGAGAUGUGCUAGAACGAAUCUUACAGCUGAUUCUUUUCCUGUGGACCGUUGGAUCAUCGUGGCUGUAUUAUCCUCCGGAGAUUCCCACCAGAAAAGCCAGUGAUCCUCGGCGCUUACGCCAUUCCAUUGUGUUACUGCGCCGUUGUCGUCUCUCUUCUCUACACGAGUCGAGAGAGAGAGAGAGAGCUUGGAUUUCUCACAUGGAAGUGGCUCGGCUCUCCAGUUGCGGCAUCUUCCACAGCCCGCCGUCGGCGGCAGCGGCCUACACGCAUCGGAGGGCCCGCCGGAAUCGAUCAGUUCAUCUCAGAUCUAGGUUUUCCAGUAUCAGAGUCUUCGCCGUGGCCACUAAAUCUUCCGUUUCGUCUUCUACUCCUUCGAGUUCAGUCUCCGGUUCAGUCAAUGGGGCUGCGUCGAAUAGGUUCGGUAACGUAUCGGAGGAGAUCAAAAAGGUGCGGAAGCAAAUGGAAGAGGACGAGCAGCUGGCCUCGCUGAUGCGAGGGCUCCGAGGUCAAAACCUCACCGAUGUUCAGUUCGCCGAUGAGAGCAUCCGCCUUCGAUUAGUUGAGGUACCAGAUGUAACCAGUGGAGAAGCAUUGCCACUAGUGUAUGAUCCAGACAUUAUAUCAUCCUACUGGGGCAAGAGGCCAAGAGCUGUUGCAACACGCAUCGUGCAGCUUCUAUCUGUGGCUGGUGGUUUUCUUUCUCACAUUGCUUCAGAUUUGAUUAACAAGAAAAUCAAAGAGAAUGAGGUUGCACGAGCAAUUGAAUUAAGAGAAAUAGUGACAUCUUUGGGGCCAGCUUAUAUAAAACUUGGGCAAGCUUUGAGUAUUCGACCAGAUAUAUUAUCUCCUGCUGCAAUGAUUGAACUGCAAAAGCUAUGUGAUAAGGUUCCUUCAUUUCCUGAUGAUGCGGCAAUGGCACUUAUCGAAGAAGAACUUGGGCAACCUUGGUAUAACAUGUACUCUGAACUGACUUCAUCCCCCAUUGCCGCUGCAUCAUUGGGGCAAGUAUACAAGGGCCGUUUGAAAGAAACUGGAGAUCUGGUGGCUGUUAAAGUGCAACGGCCUUUUGUUUUGGAGACUGUAACUAUAGAUCUCUUCAUUAUACGCAAAUUGGGAUUGUUUUUGCGAAGAUUCCCACAAGUAUCCCUUGAUGUUGUUGGCUUGGUUGAUGAAUGGGCUGCUCGUUUUUUUGAAGAACUUGAUUAUGUAAAUGAAGGAGAAAACGGUACUCGCUUUGCUGAAUUGAUGAGAGAAGAUCUUCCUCAGGUAGUCAUACCAAAUACUUUCCAUAAAUACACAUCGAGAAGGGUACUUACUACCCAAUGGAUUGAAGGAGAAAAACUAUCUCAAAGUACUGAAAGUGAUGUUGGAGAAUUGGUUAAUGUUGGAGUUAUAUGCUACCUAAAGCAGCUGCUUGAUACUGGCUUUUUUCAUGCUGAUCCUCAUCCUGGGAAUAUGAUUCGGACACCAGAUGGGAAGUUGGCUAUACUUGACUUUGGUCUUGUAACAAGAUUGACUGAUGACCAGAAGUAUGGUAUAAUUGAAGCAAUAGCUCAUCUGAUCCAUCGCGACUAUGAUGAAAUUGUGAAAGAUUUUGUAAAGCUUGAUUUCAUUCCUGAGGGGGUCAAUUUGGACCCGAUUCUGCCUGUGCUUUCCAAAGUUUUCGAUCAAGCCCUUGGAGGAGGUGGUGCAAAAAACAUUAAUUUUCAAGAACUGGCUUCGGAUCUGGCUCAAAUCACUUUUGAUUAUCCUUUCAGAAUACCACCGUACUUUGCUUUAAUUAUCAGAGCAAUUGGAGUACUAGAAGGGAUUGCCCUGGUUGGAAAUCCUGAAUUUGCAAUUGUAGAUGAAGCAUAUCCAUAUCUAGCUCAGAGACUUUUAACAGACGAUUCACCAAGGCUAAAGGCAGCACUGCGAUAUAUGGUAUAUGGUAAACACGGAGUCUUUGACGCCGAGAGGUUCAUCGACGUCAUGCAAGCCUUUGAGAAUUUCAUUACUGCUGCAAAAAGUGGUGGUGGUGAGAACCUAAAUGGAAAUAUGGCAGGCCUUGGUUCUUUGCAGAGUCAAUCGGGUUUUCUUGUGCCAAUAUUUCCAACAGCAGUGCCUCAACCUGCUCAGCCUGUCAAAACAAGGGCAGCUCUCAUAUUUUUGCUAUCUGACAAAGGCAAUUUCUUCAGAGAAUUCAUUCUAGAUGAGGUAGUUAAAGCAAUUGAUGCACUCUCUCGAGAGCAGUUGGUCCAGCUCGCUGCAACUCUAGGAAUUGGGAAUUCAGCCUUCCCAGUUUUUAGUAUGGUUGCUAGAAGGCCUAUAGCGUUGCUGCCGACCGUCACAGAGGAGGACAGAGCCAUACUUAACAAUGUCGAAAAAGUCGGCAAGUUUCUCACAUCAGGAACUUCAAGAACAAAUCAGGGUUUUGAUAUUUUCUAUAUCCGAGAACUUCUUCCUUUGCUACCGAGCAUAUCCGCUAACAUUCUUCCCGAAGUGUUGAACAGGUUAACUUCUCGUGUGUUAGCUCGGUUAAUCAGGGAAACAUUUUUGUAGUCAGCAAUGCAUUAGAAAAUCAUUAGAAAAUCUCGCGGCCGGGAAAACACUUAUAGUUUAUUGUGUAUAUAAAUUGGGACAGAAGGUGAAGCCGUCACCUUAGAUGCAAGUAAUGUACAGUUAAAUUGUAUCGCAUAUCAAUCAAGAAAAGAAAACAAUAGGAUCAUAGAUCUUUAAAUAGGGGAAGGUAGGCAGGCAGAUAAUAGAUUUUGUUAUUAGUUGAAAAUUAUAAAACUUAAUGUAUAAUAAUUUUACAUGAUUGAA
This is a messenger RNA of Zingiber officinale, 2821 nucleotides long. RefSeq lists its product as uncharacterized. Lineage: Eukaryota; Viridiplantae; Streptophyta; Magnoliopsida; Zingiberales; Zingiberaceae. Gene Ontology annotation, cellular component: chloroplast. Bases 215 to 2557 code for a protein of 780 amino acids. The transcript has 13 exons. The record is from RefSeq and is a predicted model, not a curated record. Gene Ontology annotation, molecular function: protein kinase activity; ATP binding. Gene Ontology annotation, biological process: protein phosphorylation.